Molecule: messenger RNA, 1161 nt
Organism: Mesorhabditis spiculigera
Lineage: Eukaryota; Metazoa; Nematoda; Chromadorea; Rhabditida; Rhabditidae
Source: the annotation of a GenBank genome assembly
AUGACGGCUUUGAGGUAUUUGGUCUGUAUAUUGGUACUCAAUGGAUCAACACUUGCACUGCGGGCCCUAACAGAUCCAAACUAUUCAUGUGACCCGAAAGCCAUGGCACCUAGCGCCUCGGUCCCAACAAAUGUCAAUCAAGUCCGAUUUGCUGAUAUUAAAGUGAUUGCGGCAUUGGGAGACUCAUUGACGGCUGCCAACGGAGCAGGAGCACCUCACGAAGACCCAUUGGCUAUUAUCCUCCAAUAUCGAGGUCUCUCCUUCCAUGCGGGUGGCCAAUACUCUCUAGAGGAGCAGAUUACCGUGCCCAAUAUUCUCAAGAAAUUCAACCCAAAACUUGAGGGCUACGCGAUCGGAACUGGGUCAGAGAAUGUGUGGGAGGUAGCCAAACUAAACGGAGGGAUACCCGGGUCGAAAUCUCUAGCGGGUGAGGGUCAGAACCUCAAAACGGAAGCACAGUGGAUGAUUAAUAAGAUUAAGAGCCACCCCGAGAUCGACAUUGAAAAUGAUUGGAAACUCAUCAACAUCUUCAUUGGCGGCAAUGACAUUUGCGAAUGGUGCAUUGAUCCGAAUACCAUUGACACGGUUUCGGCUGCAGGCUAUGCACAAGGUAUUGCUGAUGCCGCUGAAUUAAUCCGCCAAUAUUUGCCCAGAACCAUCAUUUCUGUGAUGAGCAUGUUCAAUAUGGACAAUCUGCGCUCGAUCGAUAACGGCCAAUUUUUCUGCCAGGGGAUGCAUGUCUUCGAAUGCCACUGCGAGGCAAACAAUGUGUCAAACGCCUUGCUAGCCAAUAUUUCAGCCCAAUACCAAGUGGCUGCAAUGGGACUGCAAACCUCAGGAAAGUUUGAGCACGACGAUUUCUCGCUCGUCGUUCAGCCGUGGUUCCAGGAUGUGAGAAACCCACCGUAUACGCCAACUGGUGAGGUGGAUCACCUUUGGUUUGCCCCCGAUUGCUUCCAUUUCUCGGCGUGGGGUCAUUCCGUGGUAGCCCACCAUCUUUGGAAUAACAUGGUGGAGCCGGUGGGCAAGAAGAGUACCUAUGGAAACCUAACGCUCACCGAAGCGCACUUGAAAUGCCCGGAUACGGCCUGUCCCUACUUCCGGACAACGAAAAACAGCCAAGAUUGUUCCCAAUACUGGACCCCCAGCACUUUGGAUAUU